AUGGACAAUCAUUUUAACGACAUGGGAACGUUUGAAGGCACGCUUGAUGCUAUGCGAGCAGAGUUGCGGCGAUUGGGAUUUGAUAGUAACGAUGCGCCGGUCCCUUUUCCUCCGGCAGAGGCCGUAUCGCAUCACAUUGACUUACUCCGUCCUGUGCGUCCUGUUGGGUCUCAGACGCGACGACCACCUGUUUCACUCAUCCCAUGGAAUCGUACAAGAGAAGGCGAGAGGAGAGAUACACAUGACAGCGACGACUCUAUGCCUCCACUAGAGGACGUUAGUGACAGCGGCUCGGAAAGUGGUUGGAGCACUGAAGACGAUGAAGAUGACGAUUUAGGUCGAGAUGCAGUUCCGCCUUCUGGGUUUAUGUUUAGGCCUGUUGAGACAGCUGUUACUUGGUCUGCGGGAAUAGGUAGCGGCAUGGACUUGGGUAUCGACGUUGACGACGAGACUCCCGACGACACAGAAGAUUCGGUGGACUCGACAGCAGAUGGCGGGCAGUCUAGCACAGAAAAUGGGCGACCGCCGUUUGUCACGGAUGGACGAGGACGGGUAAUUGGUGCAAGUGAGGAGGAGCAGGAUAAUGCUCUGUCACGAUCGUUCUUUGGUCGUUUUUUCUUUUCUCGCUCAUCGUAGUUUCGUGUUGCAGCAUUGUAGAAAUUAUAUUUGUAAAAUAUACAG
This is a messenger RNA of Desarmillaria tabescens, 681 nucleotides long. RefSeq lists its product as uncharacterized. The coding region runs from base 1 to 636 and encodes 211 amino acids. The transcript has 2 exons. The record is from RefSeq and is a predicted model, not a curated record. NCBI's taxonomy places the organism in Eukaryota, Fungi, Basidiomycota, Agaricomycetes, Agaricales, Physalacriaceae.